This is a messenger RNA of Talpa occidentalis (Iberian mole), 6335 nucleotides long. RefSeq names its product sodium voltage-gated channel alpha subunit 10 (gene SCN10A). Gene Ontology annotation, cellular component: axon; plasma membrane; voltage-gated sodium channel complex. Gene Ontology annotation, biological process: sodium ion transmembrane transport; regulation of heart rate; membrane depolarization during action potential. The transcript has 27 exons. The record is from RefSeq and is a predicted model, not a curated record. The coding region runs from base 1 to 5934 and encodes 1977 amino acids. Lineage: Eukaryota; Metazoa; Chordata; Mammalia; Eulipotyphla; Talpidae. Gene Ontology annotation, molecular function: voltage-gated sodium channel activity involved in cardiac muscle cell action potential.
AUGGAAUUCCCCUUUGGGUCCCUGGAAACUACCAACUUCCGUCGAUUCACUCCCGAGUCCCUGUUGGAGAUUGAAAAGCGAAUUGCUGCCAAGCAGGGAACAAAGAACAAGCAGAGCAAAGUCAAGCAGAAGUUCAGGCAGCUAAAGAGCAAAGAAGAGAAACCUCGGCCCCAACUGGACUUGAAAGCCUGCAACCAGCUGCCCAAGUUCUAUGGUGAGCUCCCAGCAGAACUGGUUGGGGAGCCCCUGGAGGACCUGGACCCCUUCUACAGCACAUACCGGACAUUCAUGGUGCUGAACAAAGGGAGGACCAUUUCCCGGUUCAGUGCUACUCGGGCCCUGUGGUUGUUAAGUCCUUUCAACCCGAUCAGAAGAACAGCCAUCAAAGUAUCAGUCCAUUCAUAUCCUUUAUGGUUCAGUGUAUUUAUUACAGUCACUAUUUUGAUCAAUUGUGUGUACAUGACACAGAGUGAGAGUGCAGGGAGAAUCGAGUAUGUCUUCACUGGCAUUUACACCUUUGAAGCCCUGAUAAAGAUACUGGCAAGAGGAUUUUGCCUGAAUGAGUUCACUUACCUGCGAGAUCCUUGGAAUUGGCUGGAUUUCAGUGUCAUUACACUGGCAUACGUUGGUGAAGCAAAAGAUCUCCGAGGGAUCUCAGGCCUGCGGACGUUCAGAGUUCUCAGAGCUUUAAAAACAGUUUCUGUGAUCCCUGGUCUGAAGGUCAUCGUGGGGGCCCUGAUCCACUCGGUGAGGAAGCUAGCCGACGUGACCAUCCUCACUGUCUUCUGCCUGAGUGUGUUUGCCUUGGUGGGACUGCAGCUCUUCAAGGGCAACCUCAAGAACAAAUGUGUCCGGAAUUGCACGGCCCUAAACGAGACAGCCAAUUUCUCUAAUGAAACAUUCGAGUGGAAUUUCUGCCAUAAGGACAAAGAAUUCUACAUAAAGCCAGGCACUACUGAUCCCCUACUGUGUGGUAAUGGAUCUGAUUCAGGCCACUGCCCUAAAGGUUAUUUCUGCUUGAAAACAUUUGACAACCCGGAUUUUAACUACACCAGCUUUGAUUCCUUCUCUUGGGCUUUCCUCUCACUGUUCCGCCUCAUGACACAGGAUUCCUGGGAACGCCUCUACCAGCAGACCCUGAGGGCUUCUGGAAAAAUCUAUAUGGUCUUUUUCGUGCUUGUCAUCUUCCUGGGAUCUUUCUACCUGGUCAAUUUGAUCUUGGCUGUGGUCACCAUGGCAUAUGAAGAACAGAACCAGGCAACCAUUAACGAAAUUGAAGCAAAGGAGAAGAAGUUCCAAGAAGCCCUUGAGAUGCUCCAGAAGGAGCAGGAGAUGCUGGAAGCACUGGGGAUUGAUACAGCUUCUCUCCACUCCCACAAUGGGUCACCUCCAGUCUUUAAAACUGCCAGUGAGAGAAGGCACAAGAUGAAGCCAAAGGUGUCAGAGGGCUCCACAGAUGACAACAAAUCACCCCAGUCUGAGCCUUAUAAUCAGCGCAGGAUGUCUUUCCUAGGCCUUACCUCUGGCAGACGGCGGGCUAGCCAUGGCAGCGUGUUCCUUUUCCGGGCCCCUGGCCGAGAUGUCUCCUUCCCUGAUGGGGUCACAGAUGAUGGAGUUGGUCCUGGAGACCAUGAAAACCAUCGGAGCUCCCUGCUGCUGGGUGGAGGUGCUGGCCAGCAAGGGCCCCUCCCUAGGAGUCCACUGCUUCAACCCCCCAACCCUGGCUUAGGAUAUGGAGAAAAUGGACACCCCGCAUUGCCAACUAGUGAGCUUGGCUCUGGAGCCAUCGAAGUGUCGCCGUUUGACGCAGGACAGAAGAGGACUUUCUUAUCAGCAGAAUACUUGAAUGAGCCUUUCCGAAUCAGACGGGCGAUGAGUGUGGUCAGCAUCAUGACCUCCGUCCUCGAGGAACUCGAGGAGUCUGAAAGGAGGUGCCCUCCCUGCUUGACCAGCUUGGCUCAGAAGUAUCUGAUCUGGGAGUGCAGCCCCACUUGGAUGAAGCUCAAGAACGUUUUCUUUGGGAUUGUGACAGACCCCUUUGCAGAGCUCACCAUCACUUUGUGCAUCGUGGUGAACACACUCUUCAUGGCUAUGGAACACCAUGGAAUGAGCUGCACCUUCGAUACCAUGCUUCAGACAGGCAACAUUGUCUUUACUGUGUUUUUUACUGCUGAAAUGGUUUUCAAAAUCAUUGCCUUCGACCCCUACUAUUACUUCCAGAAGAAGUGGAAUAUCUUUGACUGCAUCAUCGUCACUGUGAGCCUGGUGGAGCUGGGGAUGUCCAGGAAGGGCACGUCCAGCCUCUCAGUGCUGCGGACCUUCCGCUUGCUGCGGGUUUUCAAGCUGGCCAAAUCCUGGCCAACCUUAAACACACUCAUCAAGAUCAUCGGAAACUCCGUGGGGGCGCUGGGGAACCUGACCUUCAUCCUAGCCAUCAUUGUCUUUAUCUUCGCUCUGGUUGGCAAGCAGCUCCUCGGGGAAAAUUACCUGCAGGAACGGUGCCUUACCACCAACAUGUCCAUUCCCAAGGAAGGCUGCCCCCGCUGGCACAUGCACGACUUCUUCCACUCCUUCCUUGUCAUCUUCCGGAUCCUCUGUGGAGAGUGGAUUGAGAACAUGUGGGUCUGCAUGCAAGUGGGCCAGAAAUCCAUAUGCCUCAUCCUUUUCUUGACAGUGAUGGUGCUGGGGAAUCUGGUGGUGCUCAACCUGUUCAUUGCCCUGCUGCUGAACUCCUUCAGUGCCGACAACCUCACAGCCCCAGAGGACGAUGGGGAGGUGAACAACCUGCAGGUGGCUCUGGCCAGGAUUCAGGCAUUUGGCUGUCGCUUCAAGAAGGCCUUUCACAACUUCUUCGGCAGGCCCUGCCUUCUUCCCCGGCCCAAGGAGGAGCCCCAGCUGGUGGUGAAGCUCCCCCUCUCCAACGCCAAAGCAGAGAACCACAUUGCUGUCGACGUGACAGCAGGGAGCCCCGGACAUUUCCUGGCCCCCAAAGGCCCCAGGGAAGACCACACUGACUUCAUCACCAAUCCUAAUGUCUGGGUCUCUGUGCCCAUCGCAGAGGGCGAAUCUGACCUGGAUGACUUGGAGGAGGAUGGGGAAGAAGAUGCUCAGGGCUCCAAACAGGAAGUGAACCCCCCAGGGCAGCAGGAGAAGCUGCAGCAAGUCCAGCAGUGUGAGGACCACCUGGGGCCCAGAAGCCCCAGCUCCAGAACAUCCUCUGAGGACCUGGCACCAUAUCUGGUUGAGAAGUGGAAAGAUGAGCCUGCUGCUCAGGCCCCUGCAGAGGGAGUGGAUGACACAAGCUCCUCCGAAGGCAGCACAGUGGACUGCCUGGACCCCGAGGAGAUCCUGAAGAAGAUCCCCGAGCUGGCAGAUGACCUUGAUGAACCAGAUGACUGCUUCGCAGAAGGCUGCGUUCGCCACUGUCCCUGGUGCAAAGUGAACACCACCAAGUUCCCAUGGGCCACGGGCUGGCAGGUGCGCAAGGUCUGCUACCGCAUUGUGGAGCACAGCUGGUUUGAGAGCUUCAUCAUCUUCAUGAUCCUGCUCAGCAGUGGGUCCCUGGCGUUUGAAGACUGUUACCUUGACCAGAAGCCCACAGUGAAGGCCUUGCUGGAAUACACUGACCGGGUGUUCACGUUUGUCUUUGUCUUCGAGAUGUUGCUCAAGUGGGUGGCCUAUGGCUUCAAAAGUUACUUCACAAACGCCUGGUGCUGGCUGGACUUCCUCAUCGUGAAUAUCUCACUGACAAGCCUCGUAGCAAGAAUCCUGCAGUACUCUGACAUGGAAUCCAUCAAAGCCCUUCGGACCCUCCGUGCGCUGAGGCCACUGCGGGCUCUGUCUCGAUUUGAAGGCAUGCGGGUGGUGGUAGACGCGCUGGUGGGUGCCAUCCCAUCCAUCAUGAAUGUCCUCCUGGUCUGCCUCAUCUUCUGGCUGAUCUUCAGCAUCAUGGGCGUGAACCUCUUCGCGGGGAAGUUUUGGAAGUGCAUCAACAACACCAAUGGAGACUUCGCUCUUGUGCCUUGGCUUAUCGUGGAUAACAAAUCCGAAUGUUCAAACAAUAACAACACCGGCGACUUCUUCUGGGUCAAUGUGAAGGUCAACUUUGAUAAUGUUGCAAUGGGUUACCUGGCCCUUCUGCAGGUGGCAACCUUUAAAGGCUGGAUGGAGAUCAUGUAUGCAGCUGUUGAUUCCCGAAAGCAGGUGGACUUGCAGCCCAAGUGGGAGGACAACCUGUACAUGUACUUGUACUUUGUCAUCUUCAUCAUUUUCGGAGGCUUCUUCACAUUGAACCUCUUUGUUGGGGUCAUCAUCGACAACUUCAAUCAGCAGAAAAAAAAGUUAGGGGGCCAGGACAUCUUCAUGACGGAGGAGCAAAAGAAGUACUACAAUGCCAUGAAGAAGCUGGGCUCCAAGAAGCCCCAGAAGCCCAUCCCACGCCCCCUGAACAAGUACCAGGGCUUCAUCUUCGACAUAGUGACCAGACAAGCUUUCGAUGUCGUUAUCAUGGUUCUCAUUUGCCUCAACAUGGUCACCAUGAUGGUGGAAACUGAUGUGCAGAGUGAAGAAAAGACAAGAGUCCUUAACAGAAUCAACCAGUUCUUUGUGGCCGUCUUCACAGCUGAGUGUGUCCUGAAGAUGUUCGCCUUGAGGCAUUACUAUUUCACCAAUGGCUGGAACGUGUUUGACUUCAUUGUCGUGAUCCUUUCCAUUGGGAGCCUGGUGUUUUCUGCAAUCCUUAAGUCACUUGAAAAUUACUUCUCCCCAACGCUCUUCAGAGUCAUCCGCCUGGCCCGCAUCGGCCGCAUCCUCAGACUGAUCCGAGCAGCCAAGGGGAUCCGCACGCUGCUCUUCGCCCUCAUGAUGUCCCUGCCGGCCCUCUUCAACAUCGGGCUGCUGCUCUUCCUCGUCAUGUUCAUCUACUCCAUCUUCGGCAUGGCCAGCUUUGCCCACGUAAGGGAGGAGGCUGGCAUUGACGACAUGUUCAACUUCCAGACCUUUGCCAACAGCAUGCUGUGUCUGUUCCAGAUCACCACGUCAGCGGGCUGGGAUGGCCUCCUCAGCCCCAUCCUCAACACGGGGCCCCCCUACUGUGAUCCCAAUCUGCCCAACAGCACUAGCACCAAAGGGAACUGCGGGAACCCAGCUGUGGGCAUCAUCUUCUUCACCACCUAUAUCAUUAUCUCCUUCCUCAUCGUGGUCAACAUGUACAUUGCAGUGAUUCUGGAGAACUUCAAUGUGGCCACAGAGGAGAGCACUGAACCUCUGAGUGAGGAUGAUUUUGACAUGUUCUAUGAGACCUGGGAGAAGUUUGACCCAGAAGCCACCCAAUUUAUUACCUUUUCUGCCCUCUCAGACUUUGCAGACACCCUCACCGGUCCCCUGCGAAUCCCAAAACCCAAUCGGAAUAUAUUGAUCCAGAUGGACCUGCCCUUGGUCCCUGGAGAUAAGAUUCACUGUUUGGACAUCCUUUUUGCCUUUACCAAGAAUGUUCUGGGAGAAUCUGGGGAAUUGGAUUCUCUGAAGGCAAAUAUGGAGGAGAAGUUUAUGGCAACGAAUCUUUCAAAAGCAUCCUAUGAGCCAAUAGCAACCACGCUUCGAUGGAAACAAGAAGACAUUUCAGCCACUGUCAUUCAAAAAGCCUAUCGGAGCUACGUGCUGCACCGCUCCAUAACGGCCUCCAACCCCCCAGGCAUUCCCAGGGCUGAGGAGGAGGCCAUAUCACCCACGGAUGAAACCUUUGUUGCAUUUAUGGCAAAUGAAAAUGGUGUGCUGCCAGGAAAAUCUGUAACUGCUUCUGCUACAUCUUUCCCCCCAUCUUAUGACAGUGUCACAAGAGGCCUUAGUGAUCAAGUCAACAUGAGCACCUCUAGCUCGAUGCAGAACCAGGAUGAAGAUACCAAUACGAAAGUAGCUACACCUGGGUCCCAGUGAGGAUAUUUCAGCAUGGACAUAUCCAGUUCUGAUGUAACCUUCUACUCCAUAAUAACUCUUUCCCACUACAGGUGGCAACCAGCUACCACCUCAUCAAUGCAUGCCACUGGUCACCAUGGAACUGGGCAGGGAGCACCACUGGUGCCCACCUUUGGAGAAGCCCCACACACUAACAGGAGUCAGAAUCCAAGGGCAUCUCCACUGUGACUUCCCUUUUGCUUUCCAGUAUCAGUUGACAGUUCCCCUUACCUCCAGAAAAUGUCCCUGGCCCUUUAAUUUUGACCUAGACCAGACCUUACAUUUACCAAGACGAACUUCUCAGCACUAGAACUUCCAAAGAUAUACAGCAAGGAUGUUGCUAAAGGUUCAAGGUAGUCCUCUGUGAAAUGCCACAUAGAGAC